Molecule: messenger RNA, 690 nt
Organism: Henningerozyma blattae CBS 6284
Lineage: Eukaryota; Fungi; Ascomycota; Saccharomycetes; Saccharomycetales; Saccharomycetaceae
Product: gag-pol fusion protein
Exons: 1
Coding region: 1-690 (229 amino acids)
Source: RefSeq, a predicted model, not a curated record
AUGAAUGUGGAAAAAUACAAAAAUAAACUGCCUAUAAAAUAUCAAACUUAUCAUAAUAAAUAUACCAAAGAGAAUAAUAAUAAUAAUAUAGUAAGAUUGGUUAAUACAUCAGACAAAACUUCUGACUUUGUGGUUAUUGAUACUGCAUCAGGAAUUAGCAUGACACCUUUCAAAGAGCAACUAGUUGACUUUAUUCCCCUAACAAAAGAAAACCCUGGUCCAUCAUAUUAUGGAGUAGGAAAUGAUGAUCAAGAAAAACCAAUUUAUUUUGAAGGUUAUGGAUUUCUACCAAUUCGAGGUGAUAAUAAUAAAAUUAUCCAUAUGUUUACAUAUUUGGCUCCAUAUGAAGAUGCAAUAAUUUUAUCUGCAUUCAAACUAUGGGAAAUAGUUGGAUAUGGUUUUGAAUCUGGAAAAUAUGACUUUUCAACUGUCAAUAAUUAUAAAAUACCAACAAAAAUUAUGGAUCAUACAAUUUGGGUUCCUACUAAGCAAAUAAUUGCAGAAUAUACAAAUGAAAUUACAAAUAAAAAAGUAAGAAUAAUAAAAUCUUCUAAAAUAUCACUUUUAGAGGCUCACUUAAGACUAAAUCACCUACCUACUGUAGCAAUACAAGAAUUUAUUACAGACAGAGACUCUGAGUUUACCAAUAAUAACUUGAAACAAUUAGCUGAGAAAAAGGAAUUCAAUUAA